Messenger RNA from Lecanosticta acicola, 879 nucleotides. The record is from the annotation of a GenBank genome assembly. Lineage: Eukaryota; Fungi; Ascomycota; Dothideomycetes; Mycosphaerellales; Mycosphaerellaceae.
AUGGCCACUCCAGCGACACAGUCAUUGAAGGUGCGCCUCGUCUGUCCAAGCCAUCAACGCGGGUACAUCAUGCUGAUGGAGCUGUAUACAGUGCGUGGUAACAGGUGACGGUGCUGUCGGAAAGGUGAAUCCAACCACAAUGCGCCCCGAGGAGCAUUGGCUGAUGAAGAAUAGACAUGUCUCCUCAUAUCCUACACCACAAACGCCUUUCCCGGCGAGUACAUUCCUACCGUGUAAGCUAUGCGCAUCUCGGAGCCUCAGCAGCUUGCUUGGACUGACAGCAUCCAAGUUUCGAUAACUACUCAGCGAGUGUCAUGGUCGACAACAAGCCCAUAAGUUUAGGACUCUGGGAUACCGCCGGUCAGGAAGAUUACGAUAGGCUGAGGCCACUCUCAUACCCACAGACCGACGUCUUCCUCAUAUGCUUCUCCAUCGUCAGCCCUUCAUCCUUCGACAACGUCAAGGCCAAAGUGCGACCACUCUCCGCCUCAAUCACAGAAACGUGUCUUGCUGACCAGCAGUAGUGGUAUCCCGAAAUCGAGCAUCACGCACCCGGCGUACCCAUCAUUCUCGUAGGUACCAAGCUCGACCUGAGAGACGACCCAGAAGUCCGCGAACAGCUGCGACAACGGAAAAUGGCGCCCAUUCAGUAUGAGCAGGCCGUACAAGUGGCCAAGGAGAUCAAAGCAGUGAAGUACAUGGAAUGUUCCGCGCUCACGCAGCGCAACUUGAAGAGCGUGUUCGACGAGGCUAUCAAGUAUGGGCGCAGACAUCAUUAGCAGUUUCAUAUGGCACAGGAUACUGACAAUCGGAUACAGAGCCGUCAUCAGCCCGCGACCGCCCGUCAAGACGAAGAAGACAAAGUGCACAGUCCUAUGA